Molecule: messenger RNA, 1126 nt
Organism: Cynara cardunculus var. scolymus (artichoke)
Lineage: Eukaryota; Viridiplantae; Streptophyta; Magnoliopsida; Asterales; Asteraceae
Product: endochitinase-like
Exons: 4
Coding region: 1-990 (329 amino acids)
Biological process (GO): chitin catabolic process; defense response to fungus; carbohydrate metabolic process
Molecular function (GO): chitin binding; chitinase activity
Source: RefSeq, a predicted model, not a curated record
AUGGAUAAGUUUCUGGUACUAACCAUUCUAGUCUUUCUCUUCCUAGCAACAGCAGUCUCUGCUCAAGAUUGCGGGAGACAAGGCGGUAACAGACCAUGCACCAACGGGAACUGUUGUAGCCAAUAUGGUUUCUGUGGAAACACUCCCGCUCACUGCUCACCGGAAAAUAACUGUCAAAGUCAGUGUACAGGUGGAGUAUCGAAACGACCCAAGAUGCAGUGCAAAUGGAUUUUACACAUACAAUGCUUNGGUGGUGGCGGCGGCGGUGGUGUUGCUUCCAUCGUUACUGCAUCUGCGUUUGACCAAAUGCUCAAGUAUCGAAACGACCCAAGAUGCAGUGCAAAUGGAUUUUACACAUACAAUGCUUUUAUAGAUGCUGCAAAAGCAUAUAGCGGAUUUGGAACCACAGGAAGUGCUGAUGAUCGAAAAAGAGAACUCGCGGCUUUCUUUGCUCAAACUUCCCAUGAAACAACAGGUGGUUGGGCAAGUGCACCAGAUGGUCCAUACGCAUGGGGAUAUUGUUUUGUUAGAGAACGAGACCAAUCAAACAGCUACUGUGACUCCAAUGCUUGGCCAUGUCCUCAAAAAUACUUUGGCAGAGGACCUAUCCAGCUAUCUCACAACUACAACUAUGGGGAGUUUGGGAAGUCAAUUGGGAGGGACUUGAUCAACAACCCCGAUCUUUUAGCCACGGACCCAACCUUAUCGUUUCGUUCAGCCAUAUGGUACUGGAUGACUCCACAAGGUAACAAGCCAUCUAGCCAUGAUGUGAUCACGGGAAGGUGGACGCCUUCGGCUGCCGACAGUUCCGCAGGUCGUGUCCCGGGUCUUGGAGUGAUCACGAACAUCAUCAAUGGGGGGUUGGAAUGUGGGCAUGGUCAAGACAACCGGGUGGCGGAUAGGAUUGGUUUCCACACAAGGUAUUGCCAAAUUUUGGGAGUUAGUCCUGGGAAUAAUCUUGACUGCUACAAUCAAAGGCCUUUUGCAUAGCAAAUGAGAGUCUUGAUAUUAGUCAUCUAAUGGGUAUUUGAAUAAAACGGAUUUCGGUUUUAAAAUAUCAAUAUGAGCCCUCAAACCUAUCCGAAACGAAGGUAUGUUCUUGUUAUUGAAAUUGUUAUAUCAAAAU